GAGAGACAAAGGAAGAAGAAAAGCGAGUUAGAAGCGAAGCAAUGGCAGUCACAAGAGCCUCCUUCGCCGUCUGCAUCCUCCUCUCUCUGGCCGCCAUUGCCGCCGCUGAUUACUACACCCCUCAAUCCCCUCCGGUUUACCACCCCGACACCACUCCCUCUCCGGUUUACACUCCACCGGUUCACAAACCCACUCUCCCGCACCCGGCUUACACGCCUCCGGUGAAGAAGCCGACCCUCCCGCACCCGGUUUACACGCCGCCGGUCUACACGCCCCCGGUUACCAAGCCGACGCUCCCGCCGCCGGUUUACAAGCCAAAGCCCGAGACAAAGCCUCCGACCACUUAUGUUCCGCCGUCGGAGGAUGCUCCAAAACCCUACGUUUACUCUCCUCCCGUGAAGCCCUACGUGCCUAAAGUCAAGAUUACCGUCGCCAUUGAUGGAGUUAUCUUGUGCAAGCAUGGCUACAACACCUACCCAAUCAAAGGAGCAAAGGCAAAGCUGGUGUGCACGGAGAUGGACUCGUACGGAAAACAGAAGGAGGGUUUGGUGAUAUACAGCAACCCGAGCAACGAGAAGGGCUACUUCUACUUGACGGUGACCGAUGCAGUGAAGGACAUUGCUCUCUGCAAAGUGAAGCUCCACAGUUCUCCGGUCGCCACUUGCAAGAAUCCGACCAACGUGAACAAGGGUUUGACCGGAGUUCCUCUCUCUCUCUACCAGUACCGCGCAUUCCCCGACAAGCACUUGAACCUCUACAGUGUCGGGCCUUUCUUCUUCACCGGUUCUCAGGCUCCUCAGCCCAAGUACUAGAGCUCUGCUUCUUCUUGCUUGAUUUGCAAAUGGGUCACCAUUACUUAUAUAAUGCCUCGCCCGCCUCGUUUCUUUGGAAUUUCUUCUGAUUUGUUCGUUCUACGAGUUGUUUGGUAUUCCUUUUUAUGAUGGUUUUCGAAUCGGUUGUGCAUCCAACAAAAGGCGCCUUACCGGUUUUUGUUAAUGUAAUGACAAAUUCUAUGUAUUUGUUUGAAGCAAUUCCUCUCUUA
Molecule: messenger RNA, 1042 nt
Organism: Tarenaya hassleriana
Lineage: Eukaryota; Viridiplantae; Streptophyta; Magnoliopsida; Brassicales; Cleomaceae
Product: proline-rich protein 3-like
Exons: 2
Coding region: 42-812 (256 amino acids)
Source: RefSeq, a predicted model, not a curated record